Molecule: messenger RNA, 2238 nt
Organism: Colletotrichum phormii
Lineage: Eukaryota; Fungi; Ascomycota; Sordariomycetes; Glomerellales; Glomerellaceae
Product: von Willebrand factor type A domain-containing protein
Exons: 3
Coding region: 1-2238 (745 amino acids)
Source: RefSeq, a predicted model, not a curated record
AUGGUCAAAGACGAAGACACUAAGUCAGAAUCUUCCUUCGAAGAUCCCAAGUACGCAGACGUCGAGGCAGAGUCGUCCAGGUGUGAUACUCCAACGGCCACGAUGACGGAGUACGAUACUUCAGACGACGUUGCGUUGUCUCUCCACCCGUUCGCCGAGCGGGACGGCCUCAUCGCGAAGAUCACUCCGCCUAAACAACCCGAGAAGCCAACAGUCCACGUCCCCUGCGACAUUGUCCUCGUCAUCGACGUCUCGGGCAGCAUGGGCGCCAACGCCCCGAUUCCAGCCAACCCUGGUGAGGUAGCAGAGAACUAUGGGCUGUCGGUAUUGGACUUGGUCAGACACGCUGCCCUCACCAUUGUAGAGACCCUGGAUGAGGGUGACAGGCUCGGUAUCGUCACCUUUGCAUCCCAGGUGAAGGUGGUUCAGGAGUUGAUCCCGAUGAACAAGAAGAACAAGGGUCUUGCCAAGAAAAACAUCAAGAAGAUGGUACCCACGGAUGCAACCAACUUAUGGCAAGGCUUGAUGGAAGCUAUCAAGCUGUUCGGCCGGGGAUCAGGCGGGAAGACGGGACGUGUUCCGGCUAUGAUGGUACUGACGGAUGGACAGCCAAACUUGAUGUGCCCUGCCCAGGGAUACGUGCCAAAGAUGCGUGAAGAAGUUAAGAGGCUCAAAGAUGGGCGGCUACCAGCCUCGAUUCACACAUUCGGCUUCGGAUACAACUUGAGAUCUGGUCUUUUGAAGUCGAUCGCCGAGGAAGGUGGUGGGAACUAUGCCUUCAUUCACGAUUCCGGCAUGAUUGGAACCGUCUUUGUUCAUGCUGUCGCUAACUUACAAUCAACAUACGCCAUUAAUGCCACGUUGCGCCUUACCUAUUCUCCCUUGCUUAGCAUUGAAGAGGCGAUGGGCGAGUCUGUUAAUAAGCAAGAAGUAGAGAUCCUUGAAGGUGACGUGAAGAAGGUUAUACCAGAUCGGCAUGAGCUCUCCAUCUCACUCGGAAAUCUGCAAUACGGCCAGUCAAGGGACAUCUACCUCCGGGUAAAUGCACCCGCGAAGCUCACCUCGGAGGAUGCGGUUGUCAAGGCCUCGAUCCAGUACUCUCGCAUGGUAAGCAGCAUUUACGAACAAAGCACCUCACAAUCGCUCCUGGUCCCGACAACUCUUCCCGAAUCUGAGCUCGCCUACCACCUCUCUCGCUCUAAGAUCUGUUCCUUCCUCUCGACCAUCAUCCCCAUUGCUCCCGACGGCGAGCAUAAGGCCUUGUCCCGUAUCUCACCCGAGAAGAUCCAGGAGCUAAAGGCCCUCAUCAAAGACCUACCAGCAAAGCGUUUUCCAUCCGACCCGAACAAUAAGUCCCUCAACGAGGAUCUCGAGGGCGCUCAGCCAAAGGGCCAAGUCUCUCUGGCCUUGACGAACGGGGAAUACUACAGAAAAUGGGGCGUCCACUACAUACCCUCAUACUUGAACGCGCACACCCGCCAAAUCUGCAACACCUUCAAAGACCCUGGGCCGCUACGGUACGGUGACGACAGUCCUCUCUUCAUCGCGUGCAGGAACAGGUUGGAUCACGCGUUUGACAGCAUUCCUCCGCCCAAACCCUCCAACCAGCACACCGCUACCCACCGCGGGCGAGUGCACAUGAGCCACUACAACAGCUCCUCCGGCGUAUGCUUCAUCGCCUCGACGCCUGUACGUCUCGCUUCGAACCGCAGCGUUCCUAUGAAAGCUCUCCGUAGGGGCGUAGAGGUGCAGACGCCUUCUGGUCCGCGCAGGAUCGUCGCUAUUCUGAAGACGCCUGUGCAGAGGGAGAUUAUGUGCCGUGUUGGCGAGCUCGUCGUCACACCCUGGCAUCCCCUGUCUCUCAAUGGUGGCAAGACGUGGACCUUCCCGGCCAAUGUUGCGGAUCGGCCUGUGAGGUACACCGGCUGCAUCUACUCGGUUCUGCUUCAGCCAGACCGAGACUCGAAGGCUCAUGCGAUCAACGUCGCAGGUACAUGGGGCGUGACUCUUGGUCAUGGAAUAGUCACAGGGCAGGACUCGAGGGCCCAUCAAUUCUUUGGCAACUACAGAAAGGUUGUCAGAAGCCUCAGAAAGAUUGGGGUCAGCAAGAAGGGGGUUGCCAUGGGCGGAGGUGUAAGCAGAGACUCAGUUACUGGGUUGGUAUCUGGGUUUGCUCCUCACACGAAGCGGAAUUUGAGUCUGAAUGGAGUUGUGAAUAAUGCUAUCUGUAUGGCUUGA